CUUGCUCUUCCAUUAUACCGAAGAGAUCAUUGAGCUUUUAAACGACUCCGGAGACUUAUCAUUCGAUCAAUGGACGGACCUCCUUAAGAAGACUGAUUACGACGCUCUAGUGGUAAAGGAAGUGGCCAGAUUCGUGUGCCAGAUUUCAUGGACGGUUCGCGACGACCAGGAACGGGCAGCGGCCGCUCUCAUCGCUCACCGGUGCCCGCGAAUGCUCUCAUUGAGCUCUUCAAGGAACCGAAAAACCUGCCUCACCUGGUCGAUCUCCUGCGCUCCGCUUUCGCCAAAGGCUGCAAGAUUCGUUUGCACCUGCACAGCCACUGGCGGGACCCAAGGAGCGCGUCCUCGGAUGGUAUUCUGCGCGCAUUACAGCGGCCUUCCUUGAACGAGACUCAAGAAUGGGAAUAUUACCAUGAACCCGCGUGGAACAGGACUCUCACUCACUUCACUGGGCGCGUCACAAGCCCCGCGGUUCUGGCGCGUCUUGUGGACUCCAUCGAAGGACUCCGCGUGGCCAUUCGGAGCGAUGACGAGGCCCUGGACUGGAGCGUCAGCAUUAGUUCCUGUGACGUGUUCGUUCGCCUCAAGUGGAUUGGAGUACACGUGGCGGCCGCGAGCGUGGACCCAGCUCUCCUCUGCCCCCUGCCGUCCCUCGAACGCCGCCCUCACCUCUACCUCUCGGGCGUGAGCGACGGCGACGUGGAGUGGGCGUCGGUGGCCGCAAAGACGCUCCAGCCUCGGACGAAAGAGUACGGGAUUAUUAGCUUUCCGGAGAGCAGUUUCACCUCCAAGGGCGUGGAAGCCCUGGCCAAGAGGUUUUCCGAGGAGAGUGUCAAAGCCAGAGAAGUGCUGGUGACCUGUGACCUGGAGGGAGAAGUGACUGACUCCUUUUCUGCUCAAGUGGGAUGUCAGGUCGUGCAGUGCCAGGGAACCGAAAUUUGGACUAGGGAGCCAGCACCUACUCCCACGCCCGAAUACGAGGAUCACUACAUUCUGUUCAACGCAGGAGGAGGCGAGGCGUCCCAGGGAAGGGGGCUGACAGGAAACGACCAGAAACAGGAGACUGCGGCAGAGGCUGAGAGAGAGUCGCACCCGUAUGAGACUGUCUUGCAGACAGAUGGCGCCAGAGGAAAUGACAGCGAGGAUAUCUAUGAGAGCAUUUCAUACGAUCAUGGGUCAUUGCCCUAUGUGUCACGUAAAGCUGAUUAUAUACCACUUGUACCAGUAAGGGAAACUAAACAACCACUGCCGAUGUCGGCAGGACCAAGAGAACCAUUACCGUCCAAAUAUUAUAAUUCAUCGGCGAAUUCACAACCAAGACCACCGAUGCCGAUACCAACCAAAUUGCAGCCAGAUUGUCCAUCAGGAUCUUUGCCACCAAAGCCAACACUGCGCUUUCCACCAAGGCUGCCAUUGAAACCCUCGCUCAAAACUCGAUGGGUGAAGACGCCAAGGCCGCCAGCACCAUUACCAUCAAAAUCACAGGAAACGCAAGCGCCGAAGUCCAGAGGGAAGCCCCCUCACAGCAGGGCGAAGGCGUCAAAACCUCCCAGGUUGCAAGCACCAGUGGCGCCGCAACCAGUCAUGUGGCCACCGCUGGUAUACCCGUGGGCAUCAGCACAGCCUCCACACACACUUCAAUUUCCUCUGUGCACGUGGCCGCCAGUGUCUGAUCUGCAGUGGACUCCGUGGGGGAUGCCUAUACAAAGACUAGUGCCUAUGGCACCUAUGUUACAACCAUGCGUCAGCUGGGGCAUGCAGUGGGCACCGUCGGGAGGCGCGCCAUCCACAGUUACGGGGCCAGUCUUGCAACAUCAUGGUGUGCAGGUUUCGCCACCACCAUCCGUGUCGAAUAGCUUGGGUGUUCAUUCAGAUCAGAAUGACGAAGAAACAUUAUAUGAAAAUUCAGAUGACUGAAUCAGUGUGGCUUCAGCAUCAAGCUGUGCUGUCUAUCCUCCUUCUGUGUUUUCCAAUGAGAGAUUGUGUAGUUCAGCACACUUUGUAUAUUGGUAAAAUAAUUCAAAGCUGGUAGGGAUUCAACUGUGCUAAUCAAACCCGGGAGUUCAACUGAGUAAAUCCUUUUCGCUGACUUUGCUUGUAGGUCACGAAUCUUUAUUUGGUCUUGCUGUUUAUUGGGGUACAGAACCUAGUGUCGUGUUCCUUUUAUUCUUGGAGGCUGGAGAGUAGGCAAAGUUAUUUAAUUAAGUAAAUAAGAGCAUACCAAACUAUCACGCGAAUAUUAACCGUAAUGGAAGUACCGUAAGGUUUGUCCUUCAUGUGGACUGGGCGCCCGAAAAGGUCUGACCAGCCCCAGUACUUCCGAAAUCUCUAAGAUCGUGGAGGAAGUGCAUUUAGUGCAUCUUCUGAAAUUCAACAUUUUAAAAUAUCCAUUUCUUUCUCAGUCUUAUUUUUGUUUCACCUAAAAUAGGGUACUCAAUGACGGACAAUAUGGGGACUACAGCAAAGUUAUUCGAAACAUAAUCCAAAGCAAAGUUUUUAUGCUUCUUUUAUUCAUCUGCUACACUCAUGCCACGUAAUACAGUCUUGAACACUCUCGCUGUUUAUGCCGAAGAGACUGAUCUUUUUGCAUUUAUCCCGUUUCCAGAUGAACAGAAAUCUAGCCAACGUAUUAA
Messenger RNA from Penaeus chinensis, 2633 nucleotides. RefSeq names its product formin-like protein 3. The record is from RefSeq and is a predicted model, not a curated record. Lineage: Eukaryota; Metazoa; Arthropoda; Malacostraca; Decapoda; Penaeidae. The transcript has 5 exons. Bases 148 to 1917 code for a protein of 589 amino acids.